This is a messenger RNA of Brenthis ino (lesser marbled fritillary), 1749 nucleotides long. The record is from the annotation of a GenBank genome assembly. NCBI's taxonomy places the organism in Eukaryota, Metazoa, Arthropoda, Insecta, Lepidoptera, Nymphalidae.
AUGGAAGAUGUGGAAAAUGAGUUAAAGGACCUAAGAGAAAAGAAUAAUGAAUUGGUGCAGAAAGUUCAGUAUUGGAAAAUGACGGCCGCGCAGAGGGAGAAUGAAAAAUUAGACCUUAUGAAAGAAAUCAACGACCUUAGACUUAAAAUCAGUAGACUGCGUAGUGGUGGAGCAGCUAAUGCACUCAAACUUGAUGCUGCAUUACAGUCAGCAAGUGAAGAGGCUUUGUCACAUUUAGUUCAAGCUUCAAGUGCAGUGGCUCGUACCUUGGAACUAGCUAAAACAUAUGUGCAAGAACGUCAAGAGUUAGAUACAGCUUUGCCAAGAUGGAGUACAUUGAGUAGUACUCCAUCAUCAGAAAAGAUAAAUAUAGUGCCACCAAUGUUGAUUGGUGGAAGACUGAUACAACCAGUUGUGUCUUUAAGUAGAACUUUACAGUCAAAUAUUUCAAGAUCUGUAAGUAGGAGUCCAAAUGAACAAAAUCAUAGUGUACCAGAAAGGGCUGUGCCUUUACAUAUGUUGCAAGAUGUAUACAUACCAUUAACAAGGAUAGAUGCUGGGGAACGAUCAGUUAAUAAUGCAGACACUGAUAUGGAAGUAAAUCAUGCAGACAACAGCACUGAAGAUCUGGCUUUAGAUGAUAGCGCUGAGAGAAUGAUGGAGGAAUCCCAAAAUAUUACAGAAAGCGAAGAUUUUGAAGAGUCGAGAAGACUAGAUGUUGUGAGUGAAGAGAUUGAACCAGAAGAUGGUCUGACUCCAGAAAGGUCAAGAACAGAAAAUCCCUUAGAAGGGCCAAGCUGGUUGCUAGAUCGACCCAGUUCAAAGAAAAAAAUAAAAAGUUCAACUAAUUUAGAGCCAGAUUCGACGACUGAGUUUGAAGAUACACUAAAUGCUGAGCCUGGACCGAGCCAUAGCGUGAGGCUAAGUGAGGAACCGCGCGUGGCGGGCGCGGAGCCGGCGCCGGCGCUGGCGUGCGAGUUCACGCCCACGGUGCGCCGCCGCCGCCGCACGUCGCCGCCCGCCACGCCGCGCGCCGCCGCCUCGCCGCACUACUCGCCCAGGCCCGCCAGGCGGUACAGUAACAAUGGUCGUAUCCUCAAAGUGCUAGUAGCAAAAAUGCGUUUAGACGAUGACGUAACCAAUGUGUCACCACCAAAACGGUCAAAGGAGGAAACACCGCCAAAAUUGCAGAGAAAUAAUCCAAAUAACCCGGAUGCCAGGAAGCAGACAAGAGAUGGGUCUCCGAAGUACCAAGUACGGGACAUUUCACCAUCAAAGAGACUGAUGAGAUUUGAUGCACCAAGUCCCAAUGGUUCUACGGACUCGAGGGUUAUAGUUUUAGAGGCAAAGAAUGAUCAACCAGAACCAGGUUCUUCUGGAGUGUCGCAAGCGAAAACAUUGAACAGAAUUAACAGUACCGACGGUCACAACAAUCGGAUCAGCAACAACAAUCAUGAUCACAACAAUCAAGAAGAAUCAAAUAACAGCCAAACCGAUCGGAAUAGAAAUCAAAGUAGUGAUAACAAUCGUAGUCGUGAUAAUCAUAAACGUGAUAGUCAUAAUCAUGAUAAUCGGAAACGUGAUAGUCGAAACCGUGAUGGCCACGGUAACAACAGUGUAGACGGCAACAGUCGUGAUAGCCGUGAUAGUGAUAGCAGUGGCAGUGAAAUGGUGAGUGAAGGACGAACAAGAAGGCCGAGGAAAGCUAUUGUAUAUAAGGAAAAGCCUUUGAAUAGGAAACUUAGGAGG